AACUUAGAGGGAGCACAUCCACCUGAAGUGUGGUUCCGAGCAAAAGAAAAGUGAUAACUCUUUCUCUGUUCCGGGCCAGUGUGGGGGGCAUAUCAAACACUCAAAUGAAGAAUGAGCGCAGUCUCCAGUCCCAGUCCUGUUGACCAGUCUGUCGACGACGACACUGCCGAUCUGUCACACCAUUCGGGCACCUUGAAGGGAUUGACCAAUGCCCCUGUUUCGCCAAGCGAGACACCUGAUACAUCAUCGGAGGAAGAUGUCAAGAUCAACGCUGUUAAUAAAGAAAGGGGGGAGGCGUCUUCAGACAAAUCGGCAGCGCACACCAGUGCAUUAGCCACGGCGGCGACUAGCUCGCAAACCCAGCAGCAGCAGCAGCAGCAGCAGGAUGAGCUUGACGAUUUUGGAUUACCGAUCCGGGUGCGGCCGAGGAGGGUGUCUUCUGAGAGUGAGGAGACCUGUCAUGAUGUUCCGCAGAGCCAGGGGAGCGAGAGCGACGGUGAAGAUGGACACCUGAGCACAGACGAUAUCGCGGCCAAGCAGUCAACGCCUAGUGAACAGACACCGGCAGAGCCACUGGUCGUUGGGAAAGAUGACAGGGAAGGAACAGCUCCAUCUCUGACGCCUGCCGUACAAGAGAAGGAAGUCUUACCUCAAGUUUCAACAAAUCUUCCUGCGGCCCGCGAGACGUGCGAAUACCCUAGGGACCAGGAGCCUCCACCGCCGUAUACGAAGACUCCAUCGCAAGAUGAUGCAAUGCAUUCGAUCGAGCCUCACAAGACCAAGCGGAAGUCCCUGGAGCCUUCCGAAUGGUCGCAUCAGCGCCUGAACACAGCGGCAGAUCAUGAGGAGGAGAGUGAUGAGGAGGAUGACGAUGGAGGCUGGAAGGAGAUGCCUGCUCUGGGCGACAUGGAUGUUUAUGACGACUAUGGCCGACUUGUGGCAAAGGGCUCAAGGGACAUAGAAGGCGAUGAAGCUGUUUACAGUGGCCUGGGUGGGGCCGGCAAAGGAUACACUCGGGUGCAGCUUGAUGACGAUGCCCAGUCUGCGACCAGUAUGGACGAAGACACAAGUUAUCUCUUCAAGGACAGCCACGCGACCUCCACCGGGGUAGACGAGGAGUUGCGUGACCCCACAAGCCAGAUGCAGGCUACAAAAGACCUUUUGACCGAGAGCCAGAGGAUCGCAUACGUUGGGGUCACCCGGCUUACAUUGUGGCAAAUGGCCCUGGACAUGAACAGAAUACCCUCCAUCAAAGGGUGCCGUAAGGCGAGACAAGGUGGUAUCGACUCUAUGCGCAAGUGGAGUCAAACGAUGAUGGCCAGGCUCUAUUCUCAUAUGGAGAUUGAUGCAGCGGAGCAGGUCAUGAUUGAGCAGUUGGCGGAACACGGCGUGCAGCCCGCAGAUCUCGUUCGACCGCUCAUGAGCAAUGCCCGCGUUAAGAAUCCUCUAGCUGAUGAGACUGAUACACCCAAGAGAUCUAUGUCUUCGCCUACGUCUCCUCGCCUCAGGGAAGAGUACCGGAGUAGUAUCUCAACAGAACUGGACCAGUCAUCCAGGUCAACAUCUCCGCCACCUUACGAGACACAUGAGGGGGAAGAUCUUCCGGAGGUUCGGACCCCAUCCCAGUUGCCUACCUCGGCCAAGAUCGAUAUUGAUCUGCGAUGGACCGUGCUCUGCGAUUUGUUUCUCGUCCUUAUCGCCGAUUCUGCCUAUGAUGCCCGUUCACGGACCCUACUCGAAAGAGUAGGUGAAUCAAUGGAAGUACCGUGGCUGCAGAUUGCCCGAUUUGAAAAACGUGUGAUCGAUGCUCUUGAGAUGCAAGAGGCUGCAGAUAAGGAGAAUUGGGACGAGACUGAACAUAUGGAGAAGAGACGCAAGAUGGCGCUGAAACAUAAAUAUAUGAUUAUGGGCUUGGCCACAGUGGGUGGUGGCCUGGUAAUCGGCCUCUCCGCCGGAUUGCUGGCUCCAGUCAUCGGUGCUGGCUUAGCAGCCGGGUUUACCACCGUUGGUAUUACAGGAACAAGUGCGUUCCUCGGCGGUGUUGGAGGCACAGCGCUGAUAGCUUCUGGUGCUACACUUACUGGGAGUACGAUUGGCUUGAGAGCUUCACAGAGAAGAAUGGGAGCAGUGCAGACCUUUGAGUACCGCCCUCUGCACAACAACAAGAGGGUAAAUCUGAUUAUCACUGUCUCUGGCUGGAUGACCGGCAAAGUAGAUGAUGUACGGCUGCCCUUCAGCACCGUUGACCCCAUCAUGGGUGAUCUGUACUCAGUCUUAUGGGAGCCUGAAAUGCUGCGGAGUAUGGGAGAUACUAUAAACAUUCUAGCCACGGAGGCUUUAACGCAAGGUCUUCAGCAAGUCCUAGGACAGACUGUCCUGGUAGCUUUGAUGGCGUCUCUGCAGCUGCCUCUUGUACUUACCAAGCUGUCAUACCUCAUUGACAAUCCUUGGAAUGUCUCGCUCACUCGCGCAAAUGCGGCCGGUCUGAUUCUUGCAGACUCCCUCAUGGUGCAUAAUCUAGGGAAAAGACCUGUCACGCUUGUGGGGUACUCUCUUGGUGCUAGGGUUAUCUUCUCUUGCCUGAAGGAACUUGCAGACAAGGGCGCAUACGGAUUGGUGCAGAAUGUUUACCUCUUCGGGUCGCCCAUGGUGGCCAAUAGGGACGAAUAUCUCAAGGCGCGCAGUGUCAUCUCUGGUCGGUUCGUCAAUGGUUACGCUUCGAAUGAUUGGAUUCUGGGAUAUCUAUUCCGAGCCACAAGUGGCGGUAUCAUGAAGGUAGCAGGCCUCGCUCCCAUAGAAGGCAUUCCAGGACUGGAGAACUUUGAUCUCACGAAACUGGUCAAUGGCCACAUGGACUACCGUACCGCAAUUCCCCGGCUGCUCAAGGAGGUCGGGUGGGAGGUUGUGAGCGAGGAAUUCGCAGAGAUCGAGGACCCUGACCCGGAAAAUCAUGCCGAACGGCAAAGGGAGCUCAUUCGUGAGAUUGACGAGGCACGACGUGACGCCGAGCAAAAGCCGGAGAAGAAGCGCUUCGGAUUGUUUAAGCGUGGCAAACUUGCACAGAAGAAGAAAUGGGAGACAUAUGAUGUGGAUCGCAAUGAUGCCACAGCACGGAGCUCUACCGAUACCAAUAACGGAACUGGGUCAGUAUUGUUUGAUAUUGAUGCCAUCCGGGCUGAGCUCGCUUCAGAGAAUCUCGAAGUUAGACAGCUUGAAUCUACCCUUCCACCCAUGAAAUUGGACUUGAGCACCCCCGCGAGUCCAUCGCCUGCCCUGACACCAUCGAAAUCUCAAGCGACAAGGUCUUACGAGCCCAGCCCGCCUCCACCGGAGACGAUUCCGGAGAAGCAAGAAAGCCAUAGUCCUUCUCGCCAGGCUCCACCGUACUCUCAGCAUCACGAAGAGGAAUUUGAGAUGACCUUUGAUACUUCCUUUCACGAGCCACCGACGCGGACUCAUUCCUCGUUCGGGGCUUCCAACUCAUAUGAUGCCCACCCUGCCAGGCCCGAGCUUCGGUCCGCAGUCACGAUGCCUGCUCUGGGUGCUAGUACCAUGGGUGCUAUGGCUUUGGAGCCCAACGCCUGGGCCGAACACGACAUUGGAGAUGGCGAUGAAAGUGAAAUUCAGAUGACUUUCGAGUAAUGACGAGGCAUGAGAAUAUGCUACUAUGACGUGAACGAGACUUCCAUUCUUGUACAUGCUGACGUUGCUCAAGCGCUGAGUCAGUGUCUUGGUUGACGGCCUCUUCUACCAGAUUACCCUGGGUUUCCGAUUCGUUUCGAUUCUUCUUUGUGUCUUACAUGCCACGUCUACAGCUGAUAUGGCCAACCGGAAAGUUUAGGCAUGA
Molecule: messenger RNA, 3847 nt
Organism: Aspergillus brunneoviolaceus CBS 621.78
Lineage: Eukaryota; Fungi; Ascomycota; Eurotiomycetes; Eurotiales; Aspergillaceae
Product: TMCO4 family protein
Exons: 2
Coding region: 112-3642 (1176 amino acids)
Source: RefSeq, a predicted model, not a curated record